AUGGGCUAAAAAUCAACGAGACACAAACUUUCACCAAAAACUAUAGCCUCAACUGUCCAGGAAUUUAACAAAAUAAUAAAUGAUCCAAGCAUUUAAAAUUUCAGAUAUACCAAUUUGGAGCUUAACUUCUUGCAAUAUGCAAUAUAUUGCAUGAAAAAUGACUUUGUCUUGUAUAUAAUGUACAUUUUCGACAUAAUAGAUGAGCAGUAAUAUUUUGGAAAUACUGCGUUACAUCUUGCAUCAAUUAUAAACGACUCUUUAAUGGCAGAAAUAUUAAUAGCAACAGUUUCUGUUUCAGGACUAGAUUUAAACAAGCCUAAUAAAAAUGGUCACUUACCAUUUUAACUUGGCAUUAUCUAUAAUAAUUAUAAUACUGCAGCACUUUUAAUGCCUCAAUAAUAUCAAAGAGAACAUCCAUCUCUGAUAAAAGAAAUUAGAUAGAAAAGGAAAGGGAUUAAAUCUGAGUCUGAAGGAAGUUAGUGGGAUUCUAUUGAGAAUAAAAUAGUUGAUGAGGAACUACAACAAUUAAGGUCAAGAGAUUGGGAUGCACCUUUAGGAUUAAAAAGUGUUUAAGCUAAGUAGAAAUCCUUACAAGAGCCUUUUGAAAUGAGUAAAACUAUGGAGAUAAACGAGAUAGAUCACCUUGUCGUGAACAUGCUAGCCAAAGAUGGCAAUUAUGAUAGGAAAAGUGUCGUGAAAAAAUAUGAGGAGUUUAAAAAAGCUGUUUGGAAUUAGCAACUUUUGAUUCAUAAUCUUGAGGAUAGGAAACUUGACAUGACUUAAGAAAAGAUCAAUUCAGAUUUAGCAUCUCCAAGAAUUAGAUCACCAAUAAGGUCUAAUAAUCAAAGUGUAACAAAUAAGACAAGCAACGUAAACAUAUCAUUAAAUGACUUAAACUUCGAACAAACAGUAAAUAAGAUACUAGCUGACAAUAAAUACAUGGGCGAAGCAGUACCUUCAAAAUUAAUGAAUAAUAUCCAAUAGGUUUGA
Stylonychia lemnae is the source of this 990-nucleotide messenger RNA. Lineage: Eukaryota; Ciliophora; Spirotrichea; Sporadotrichida; Oxytrichidae. The record is from the annotation of a GenBank genome assembly.